Messenger RNA from Prorocentrum cordatum, 339 nucleotides. NCBI's taxonomy places the organism in Eukaryota, Dinophyceae, Prorocentrales, Prorocentraceae. The record is from the annotation of a GenBank genome assembly.
AUGCAGUUAUUUCUUCUUCGAGCCGUGUGCUUCGAUUGGCAGCCGGCCCCUCAGGAGGCCUGGUCCGACGGGGAUGGCAACAGCUGCAGGUACUAUGAGCGGGAGCUGCUGGUCAGAGGCACCUGCUCCGAGUCUGCGAACGACGGGAUGACGGCCAUCCAGGCCUGCUGCGUCUGCGGCGGCGGGGUCAGCCGGACCGACGCCGUGACAUCCCCAAACCUCCGGCGACUCGACACUUUCGAGGCUCGGGGCCCCGGAACCUUUCGACGGGGGUCAGCCACUCGGCAACCUGAGUGCUGCUGCAGAGCCACUCGGCCAGAGCGUCAAUUCAUGGUAUGA